AUGUAAGACGAAGAAAAAAUAUUAGAAUAAUUAAAAGAACUUGAUAAAGCAUAAGACAAAAAUCCUGUAUACUCUAUUUAUCUAACUUAAUCUAGGUAACCUUAGCAUCCUUGAAAACUUUGAAGUCUGCAAUCUAUAACAGAGAUGUUGAUUUAUAGACUGUCGUGAAAUUAAGAACCUUAAAUGAAACUACAUUGAAAUCAGAGAAUAUUAAAAUUUAUUUCUGUUCUCUCUGUGGAAAGAAGGCUAUUGGAGCUAAUAUUGGUUUAGAUACCCUUCCAACCAGAAGAUCAGAUAAUAGUAUUGCGAUCAAUUUAAAACAAAUAUUCGUCCGAUUGUUCCUGAAAUAGGAAGGAAUCAAAUAUAUAAAGCGAUCUAAUUGUACUAUUAUGUCAUAUUUUAAGCUGUUGAGAAACAAUACCGUUGGUGCUGUGAGGAAUGUGGGGUACAUGUAGCUUAUCAAUGUGUAAGCUACGAGGAAGGUGCUUAAUUAAUUUAAGGGAAUUCAGACAUCUAAUUAUCAAAUAAACCAUAUCUAUAUGUGCUUAAUGAUGCAAUUGUUUUAAAUUAAUAAUUUUCAAAAGUUCAUAGUGAAAUUGCUAAACUCAAAGAUCAAAUGGAAUAUGAAUAAUUAAAAUGAAUUAAAU
Molecule: messenger RNA, 647 nt
Organism: Paramecium octaurelia
Lineage: Eukaryota; Ciliophora; Oligohymenophorea; Peniculida; Parameciidae
Source: the annotation of a GenBank genome assembly